UUGCGCCCGUCGGACACGCGUGUUAUAUGGUUUUUUUUUUUUAUUAAUCUUAUCUCCUCGUUACGACUACCCCGUCGGAUGCAUUUGAUCUACGUUUAAUCGGCCACUUCCGCCGCCGGCGGGUAAUUUUUCCUGACAGUGCCGCGUAUUGUAAAAAUACAGGAAAACGAAUAAAUAAUUUUUUUGUUUUGGAUUUUUUGCAACGGUUUUGUUUAGUCGAGUUUUAAUGGUACAGCAAUUAUUAAUGAUCCAGACUUGGCGGCCGACCGCGGGUUGUUGACGACCGCCGCCACCAAUCCAUAUCAUAACCGUGGGUGUGUAUCACAGCUACAUCAAAUCGUAUCACAGACUUAUUGAGAAUCGGCAUCGCACAGUUAAAUACAUUGUAAACCACACUGUUAAACUGUUGAGCACCUUUCAACGGAAAAUGACUAGAAACGGCGGUAUGUCAUUGCCACUGCGGUUGUUGAUACUGUCAUCGGCCUUGACGACGAUAGCUGUAGCCCAAUCGAACUAUGAUCAAGUCGAAAAUAGCAUCGAAUUCCCAAGUCCAGAUCGGGGCCUGCCCGAAUCUACGGUGUUGGACGGCAAAGUCACCAAGCUGGACGAAUUAGCCCCAGUUAUAUUUUUGAACAGGACCAAAGCGGCGCUAAAUUGUGCAGCCGGAUUUAUGCAGAUCGAACUCAAAUUUGAAGAACCAUUUUACGGUAGAGCUUAUGCAGACUUCGACCGGAGUAGUGCGUGCACUGUGACGGGAAAAGGUAACAACACAGCCAGAAUCGACUUGCCGCUAAAAGGAUGUGGUACAAGACAAGAUCCACAAAGAGUUUUUACCAACAAUAUCGUAGUCAGGUUCCACCCCUUCCUAGAAAUGGACGGUGACGAAGUGGUAACGAUUGUGUGCAGAUACCCACCGCCUAUCGCUCCACCACCAGCUGGUAUACCUAAUAAAAUCAUUGAUUUACCGUCAACGCCACUAGAACCACCUCUGAAAGGCUUCCAGAUUUUGUUGAUUGUGUGCGGUAUAUUAUUUUUGUCACUGGUCUUGUUAGGCCUUGGUUGUUCGUACUACUGCCUACGCAACCAGCAGGUGCAAGUAGUCCGCCGGCACCCGUUAUCGUCCGUCGGCUCGGAUAAACUGUCCGACUCAAGCCUGUCCAUGUUCGAUGGACUGAAGAUACCACGGGCUCGAGCUCCGACACUAGACAGCUCUUCGGGUUCGGAAAUGGCUUUGGUAAGCGCCGGUGAUACGCUGCCUAGUGACUACCCGUCCGAAUCGCCCAGUUCCGGGCACUCGGAAGCAGAAGAUGUGGACGGCCGCAGUUUGAGACAGUCACCAAGUUCCGGCGGAUCCUACGAAAAUCGGGCGUUCCAGCAAGAGUACUAUGCAGAACGGUACCAACACUUGCCAGCACCGACUAUCACACCACCACCACCGCCAGUCCAACCGAAGUUUGACGUUCAGCUCCGUGUGAAGCGGGCUCCACCGCCCACGCCAAGUCCUACGCCACCACCGUCCGAGUCUGAGGCAAGCGUGGCAGCCUUGGAGCGAAACUUGACCACCAUUUUAGAAAAGGACGAGACUAUGUCAAUGACCACUUCAACAGCCGCGGCCGAGGAACGGUAUCGUCCGGUGUACUCGACGGUUGUUCGCAAGGAUAAGGAUGAAACUGAAUGGUACAGGACGGAGGAGAACGUGUCGGUUGCUAACUCAGAUAUAAGAAGAUCACCUCCACCACCUCCACCAACGGCGCAACUGCUUACAACGACCGACAAUCAUCGGUAUGCUACCACGUCCAAGUAUACAACUGAGAUGCAAGUGGACGUCGUCGAACCACCCGUGGUACCGACCAAACGACCAGAAAUCACGUCUCACACGGUUGACGAUGUGUUCCUAAAGACAAUCACCGAAAAGAAAACGAUCGAAGACAUCGAACGGCAUCGUCGAGAAGUGGUAGAGUAUAAGCCGCGACCGGUGCCGCCGCCGGCCAGCUGGGAUGUGACUAUCAAGAAUUACCCGAACCCGGAUGCGUUAUAUCCUCAAUCUGGCGAAGACACUGCCACAGACUGGGAUAGUUACUCCGAGGCAUCAUCAGUAAGCGGUUAUCCGCCGGUUGGUAUUGACCGCCAGUCGAGGAUUCAAUCAUACAACAGCAACGUGAUGUCGAACGUCAAUUCCGAAGAAAAUCACAUUAGGUACCUGAGCACCAUGGACGUGCCAGUGCCCAAGCCGGACAACUGGGAAUCGUUGAUCCGAGUCUUGGAACCGGAACCUGAAAUGGAACCCAACGCCAGGUAUAGGGUUGAGCAGACACUGACGCUGGAUGACAAACGUAAGUGGCGGCAGAUCAUCACUACCGAGUCGACUCUCCGGCAACUCAUCACUGAGGCAACCGUUCGAGAAGAUUUCGAGCGCAUUCGCAGCGAUCCUAAAUACGAAAGGAUAUUCGAACCAGAAAAGUGGGACGUUAUCAUACGAGUGAUUGCACCACCACAGCAUUACGACCAGAAGGCUGCGGGUUCGUCCAACAGGUACACCAAGAAAAAGACCGAGUUUGAAGGAGCCAGAACCAGGAGGAACUCGCUUCCCACUGUCUAUGAAUAUGAUUCUGACGGCGGGUCCAGCGUGAGGACGUUGACGGCGGUCGACGACCACGGCCCUAUGGGACCAGCCCGGUCAAGGAGGACGUCCAGAUCAAGCUUCAAAUCUGACAUGGAUGUUAGGUCGAUGAGCGAAAUGAUGGUGGACUUCCGGCGACCGGAAAUGCCGGACAACUACAGCGACGUGAGCUCGGCGUACAAUUACAACUAUCAGCAGAACCAGCACCAGUACCAGUUCCGCCGGGGCGGUUCGUCUUAUUACGCUGAUGAUGACGGCGGCAGUCUAGUCCGGUCGCUUAGCCAACCGUCGCUGGCCAGGUCCGCGUCCGAAUUCACCGAAAACAACUGGGGUCUCCGGAUCCGGUCAUACGAAGAUGGCGACGACAUAAGCAGCCCAGAUCACACGCCCAGGUCUUCGUUCAGGUCAACUGGUGGCCCGCGACAGCAGCAACAUCAGUCGUAUUCCGCCGAAACUGAGUUUGACGGAACUCGCGCUACAGCUACAAGCACAAACGUAUCUACUAGCCGGAGGAUGUUCGGCGGUCGUACCGUGUCCGCGGCCGAAUGGUUUCACGACUCGGACGAAAACGACGCCACUUACAGAUAAACGAAAAUCACCCUCUAGUGAUCGCUAGCCACAGAAAUAUAAUAUAAUGUAUAAUAUUAUUAUAUAAUUUUGUAUAGCGAAGAAUUUUCCCUCAGCCGUACUAGCAUAUAUAUUAAACAUAAAUAUAUAUACAGUAUACACAUAUAAAUACUAAAUAAUACGUACCUCAUACGUUUGUCUCCCUCCAGACUUAUAUAGUGAAAAUCGUUUUUCGGUUCUUUUACGAUUUUCGUUUUGUACGGUUAUUAAUUUUAUUUUUUUUUUAUAAUUAUUUUUGUUAUUAUUUCGACGGGACACAUUGUUUAAUGUGUGUCCCAGCUGGUCAGGUGCAAUAAUUCGUGAACUACACGUCAUAUAAUAAAUUAUGUCACCAAACAUAAGUGAACUUCCCCUAAUCUGCCCUCAACCCCUAAACCACCCAUAUGCAAUUUAUUUUAUAUAUAUGUACAAUCAUAUUUUAUAAUAUCGCCCUGCACACUAUGACUCGCGCGACAUUAUUAUUAUGAUUUUUAUUACAUCUAUUAAUUGUUUUUUUUAAUUUUUACUAACUAUAUUAUAAUAUAAAUACAUCAUAAUAAUAUGUACUCGUACGACAAUAUGUUAAACGUGUUACGAAACAGACUAAAUAUCGAUGGCCGUUUCAACGUUGAUUCGACAGGAGUUUAUUAAUAUUAUAAUACAAUUACAAUUAUUAUUAUUAUUAUUAUUAUUUUUUUUUUAACAAAGUUAUAUAUAUAUAUAUAUAUAUAUAUAUAUAUAUAAUCAGGAUACCACGCGAUCCUCUAUGUGCCAAACUAACUAAUAAUAUAAUAUAAAUAUAUUUAAGUCACUGAGGACUCGUACUCGUUACGCAAACUGUUAUUCUACACACGUGCAUCAGUCUUAUACAGUGUUCAAUCUAUCGUGAACCGGGCUAUUUUGCGAUGUAUAGGGAAAUAAUUUUUAUAAUAAUUUUUUUCUUUUGUAAACUUUCUAAUUUCUAGUAUUUUAAGACAUUACCUGGUUCACGAUAACAUAUAUUUAAAUCUACGUUAGUACGUUUCGACGUUGACACAUUUUUGUUUUUUUUUUUUAAUUGUAGAUACUUAACACUCAGCGAUUUCCUCGCGAUUAAUCGUUUCGUGUUCCUAGCCAUUUAUAACAGACGAAUAUCGUGUUAAACUGAUUUUAUUCUCAAACAAAACUGUGAUAAUGUGGACGCAAUUGUUAAACUGGCCCGUGUCCGUGUACAUCUCUUUAUUACGUCUUCAUAACAGUAAAUAAUUAUAAUACACUAUUAACCAUUAUACCUAUAGUAACAUUGUAUUUUGUUUUACUUAUUUAUACU
This is a messenger RNA of Melanaphis sacchari, 4535 nucleotides long. RefSeq lists its product as uncharacterized. Bases 428 to 3208 code for a protein of 926 amino acids. The record is from RefSeq and is a predicted model, not a curated record. Lineage: Eukaryota; Metazoa; Arthropoda; Insecta; Hemiptera; Aphididae. The transcript is spliced from 7 exons.